AUGGUAGACGGCGCCAUGGCCGUCCCGCUGUACGUGGACAGGUUGUCGUCGUUGUCGCUCAUAGGUGAUCCAAUCGACGACUCCGCCAGCCCGCUGCCCAGCAUCUUCUUGCGACGCUUGAUCAAGUUGUCUGUGGUGAAUAGCUCGCACUCGUCUCCUCUAUCGCUCUUGAGCUCGCCGUUCGUGUCUGCGUCCUCCGACGCCGUGUCUGUGGUCACGGUGGUCAAACUCGUAGCUCCAUUCUCCUUCAUGGUGGCUGACUCGAUACCGGGAUCUGGCGACUCGUCGAUGUUCUCUGCGUCAGACCCGUCCAUCUUGUCCAGCUCCUGGCUGAUCUUCUGUUUCUUGGCGUUCUCCUGCUCAAUGCUCUGCAUCAGCCGCUCAAAGUACUCGCCUCCCAACGUCUUGCUGCUCCUGCGUCUGUCUUCGCCAUUGGCUCCCACAACGUGCUUCGUCAAAUCAAGUCCUUCAAUAGGGAAUUCCACCAAUGCAUCGAUCUUGUCGCUGAAACUCUUUGUGUUCUCAAACCGUUUCAAGUGGAUUGUCAGAAUGUCAGGAACAGACCAGAUCUCAAUUUUCUUGGUAGCUUGUCGGUGCUUCUUGCAGUUCGGACAGUACCACAGAUCGUUCUCUCCCAAAAUCUCAGAUUUCGAGAACAACUCCAAACAGCUAUCCAGACUGAUGUUCUUCUUUCUGGUCUGUGCCAUUUGUCUUCUAGUUUCCUCAAUUUCCAAAUUCCGAAUGGGUUCAGGCUUGGACCAUGUCUCCUUACCUCCCAUGUCGUCCUGUUCGAUUCCAGUAAAAAAGAUAUCAAACGAUUGCGGAUUCCAUUCACAAACCAGGGCGUUCUUCUCAACUAGAAGCGGUUUAACUAUGUCAUCGAUCUCUUCUUCAGCAUCCACUUGCAUAUCUCCGCUUGCAUCGUCAAGUAAAGAAGCCAAUGGGGGAACAUCUUCAACAAUCUCUCCGUCUCCAUUCUCAGGGCCAGCUUCAGAAUUGGCUUCGCUUUCACCAUUCUUUCCUGGAAGAGCAAGCUCCAUCGCCUUUGGCUUCGAGUCUGGUAACAAAUCAGGCAGUCCUUUGAAAUUAUUGUGGGUGCGUGGAAUCCAGAGACAAUCGUCCUCCUCUUCGUCGGACGCAUACUUGGAAUAUCCAUACAUUCCCCCCGCAUACCGGUGA
This is a messenger RNA of Ogataea philodendri, 1179 nucleotides long. RefSeq lists its product as uncharacterized. The record is from RefSeq and is a predicted model, not a curated record. Lineage: Eukaryota; Fungi; Ascomycota; Pichiomycetes; Pichiales; Pichiaceae. The coding region runs from base 1 to 1179 and encodes 392 amino acids. The transcript is spliced from 3 exons.